AUGCAUGAGCCUGCAAAAACAUCGACGGUCAUCCACAUCUCUCAAGCAGGAAAUUUCAGAGGUCACUGUCACUACGCGCACCGUCUGGUCUUACCUGUGAUUAGCCAGUCUCUCAGCAAGUUGGCCAAGAAAGAAACCCCUCCUCACCAAAAAGAUGAGGAGGAUAUGGUCAAGGACUAUCUUCGAAAGGAGAGGAUCAAGACACUACACUGGUCAGGCAACAACCCAGAUCUCGACGCUAUCGAAAACAUCUGGAAGCACUUAUUUAAUAUUGCUAUUUGUUUUACAGAGACGGAAAGGAAGAUACGUGCAAAUGACCCGGAGUACAAUGCACAAUUUAUCUAUGCUAACAACUACAUCAGAACUUCUAAAUACACAGUCUUGACCUUUCUCCCAAGAAAUUUUUUUGAGCAGUUUCAGCGAUUAGCAAAUUUUUACUUCUUGUGUUUAUUGGUGUUGCAGCUGAUACCACAGAUAUCUUCCCUGACACCCGUUACUACCGCAGUGCCUUUAGUUGUUGUGUUGUCCCUUACAGCACUGAAGGAUGCCAUUGAUGACAUUCAACGGCAUCGUAGUGACAAUCAAGUAAAUAAUCGAGAUUCUAGAGUGCUACGCAGUGGUAAGCUUGUGGAUGAACGAUGGCACAAAGUACAAGUUGGAGACAUAAUAAGAAUGGAAAAUGACCAAUUUGUUGCUGCUGAUUUACUACUGUUAUCCACCAGUGAACCUAAUGGCCUUUGUUAUGUAGAAACAGCUGAAUUGGACGGAGAAACAAACUUAAAAUGUAGACAAGCACUACCAGAAACUGCAGAGCUGGGAGAGAACAAUGUAGAUAUUGGAAACUUUGAUGGUGAAAUCACUUGCGAGCCUCCUAAUAAUAAUUUAAGUAAAUUUGAGGGAACAUUACAUUGGCAGGGUGAGGCCUAUUCCCUUGACAAUGAUAAAAUGCUACUUAGAGGCUGCAUUUUACGUAACACCCGCUGGUGUUACGGGUUGGUGGUUUUUGCAGGCCGUGACACGAAACUAAUGCAGAAUAGUGGGAAAACUAUGUUCAAGCGCACAAGCCUAGACCGCUUGUUAAAUAUUUUAAUCAUUGGGAUUGUCUUCUUCCUGUUCAGCAUGUGCCUGUUUUGUACCAUAGCAUGUGGAGUAUGGGAAAGUGUUACUGGACAACACUUCAGGAUUUAUCUUCCUUGGGAUUCACUUAUACCAAAGGAAAAUACAACAAGUGGAGCCACUGUUAUUGCAGUGCUUGUAUUUUUUUCCUAUGCAAUAGUGUUAAAUACUGUUGUACCUAUUUCCCUAUAUGUGAGUGUGGAAGUUAUUCGUUUUGCCCAUAGUUUAUGGAUAAAUUGGGAUCAAAAGAUGUAUUAUGAAACAAAAGACACUCCAGCUCGAGCACGGACCACAACUUUGAAUGAGGAGCUUGGCCAGAUAGAGUAUGUAUUCUCUGAUAAAACUGGUACCCUCACCCAAAACAUUAUGAUCUUCAAUAAGUGUAGCAUUAAUGGUCGAAUGUACGGGGAAGUACUUGAUCCAGCAACAGGAGAACCAUUGGAGAUAACAGAGGAUAUGAAACCCAUAGACCUAUCUAGCAACCCCAUGUAUGAGCCUCAGUUUAAGUUUUAUGAUGAGAUGCUCCUUGAUGAUGUAAAAGCUGGUGAAAAGGAUGUUUAUGAAUUCUUCAGUUUGUUAGCUUUAUGUCAUACUGUGAUGUCAGAAGUUAAAGAAGGUCGACUUGAAUAUCAAGCCCAGUCCCCAGAUGAGGAAGCCCUUACUUCUGCUGCCAGGAAUUUUGGUUUUGUUUUUAAAUACCGCACACCGACAAGUAUUACCAUUGAAACAAUGGGAGAAGAACAGGUAUAUGAACUGAAGGGAAUUCUAGAUUUCAACAACGUCCGAAAACGCAUGUCUGUGAUAGUAAAGAAAAAUGGGAAGUUAAAACUCUACUGUAAAGGUGCUGAUUCUGUGAUAUUUGAGCGCCUUAACCCAGAUUCAGCAGAAAUAAAAAUAAAAACAAUGGACCACCUUAAUAAAUUUGCCUCUGAAGGAUUACGCACCCUGUGCCUUGCUGUGAAAGAUCUUGAUGAAGACUACUUUGAAGAAUGGAAAGAGAGAUUCAAUGAGGCAGCAACAUCAAUGGACAAUCGAGAAGAUAAAGUAAAUAGUGUUUAUGAAGAAAUUGAAAAGAAUCUUAAUCUUAUUGGAGCAACAGCAAUAGAAGACAAGCUACAAGAUGGAGUUCCCCAAACCAUAGCUAAUUUAGCACUGGCUGGUAUAAAGAUCUGGGUUUUAACAGGAGACAAACAAGAAACUGCUGUUAACAUUGGCUAUUCAUGUCAGUUACUGACAGAUGAAAUGGUGGAUAUUUUCAUAGUGGAUGGGAUUGAAUAUCACGAAGUGGAAAAACAACUCAUUACUUUCCGUGAGAAUAUUAAUAGUGUCUUAAGUACUACUAAAGCUUCCAGACACCUGAGUAUAAUUACAUUUAGUGAUGAACAAGGAGCAGAUGGAGAAUUUGGGGGCUUUGGUAUUGUGGUGAAUGGAAACAGCCUAGUCCAUGCCUUAAAUCCUAACAUGGAGUAUCUGUUUCUCUCUGUUGCUUCACAGUGUAAGGCAGUCAUUUGCUGCAGAGUGACACCAUUACAGAAAGCUCUGGUUGUUGACCUUGUUAAACGUCACAAGAAAGCAGUUACUCUUGCUAUUGGUGAUGGAGCAAAUGAUGUCAGCAUGAUUAAAACUGCCCACAUAGGAGUUGGUAUCAGUGGUCAAGAAGGAAUGCAAGCUGUAUUGUCUAGUGAUUUUUCUCUUGCCCAGUUUCGCUUUUUGGAAAGAUUGCUUCUAGUUCAUGGCCGCUGGUCUUACCUUCGUAUGGCCAAAUUCCUCCGUUACUUUUUCUACAAGAACUUUGCCUUCACACUUUGUCACUUCUGGUUUGCUUUCUUCUGUGGGUUUUCAGCACAAACUUUGUUUGAUCCGGUGUUCAUCUCUUUCUACAAUGUGUUUUACACAUCCUUACCUGUUCUGGCUUUGGGCAUAUUUGAUCAGGAUGUAAGUGACAAGAAUUCCCUCAAAUUUCCAAAGCUCUACACUCCAGGCCAUCUAAAUCUACUUUUCAAUAAAAAAGAGUUCUUGAAAAGUGUCUUUCAUGGUUUUCUCACUUCUUUUAUCCUCUUCUUCAUUCCAUAUGGAACCUUUAAUGAUAGUGUAGCACCAGAUGGAAUUAAUUUGGAUGGCCAUCAGUUAUUGGGGACUGCAGUGUCAACCAUUUUAGUGCUUGUCGUCACUUCUCAGGUGGCUCUGGAUACAGCAUACUGGACACUGUUUAACCAUAUUGUCAUCUGGGGUAGUGUGGCAUUUUAUUUUGCAAUGACACUUUUCAUCAACAGUAAUUUUAUUGGAAAUGCUUACAUGGGUUCCUUCCGUAUGGCUCUAAGUUCGGCCCAUUUUUGGUUCACUACCUUCAUCACACUGGCAAUACUGAUUGUGCCUGUUAUAGCAAUCAGGUUCUAUUAUGUAGACCUCUUUCCUACUCUGUCCAAUAAAGUUCGCCUCAAGCAAAGAAAAGAUCGUCGUACUCGCCCAAGAAUUGCUGAACCGCAACGAAGACCAUCAAGCAUUCGGCGAAGUCGCCGCUCAUUACGUUCUGGUUAUGCUUUUGCACACCAAGAGGGCUUUGGCAGGUUAAUCACAAGUGGUAAGAUUAUGAAAAAGAGUAAAUCAGGACACCUUCAAGUUCCGAACUUCCCAAGUGUAGCAUGGUCUCCCAAAGGAAAUGCAUCCAACUCUCGCAACGCCCGAGGAACACGAAAUGCACCUUCAACUGUUGAGAUUUUUUAGAUUAUUUUCUGUAUUAAUAUGACUUUGGGUGUUAUAAGCACGUGAAUCAAAGCACAUGAAAGUAUUUGGUGUGACUAUUGUCAAGCUUGAUGUUUCAGAGUGAUAUAUCAUGUCUAAUAAACUGAAGUAACAUGUUUCUUGGUAGGUAGAAUAGGUUAGUUUAUUGGCUAUCAACUUUGAUUUUCUACAGCCACAGGUUUCUGUUUCUAUUUCCCUUCUUUGCCCUAGUUACACUUACAUGUGUGCUGUGAUGUAACAUAUCAAGAGUUCUAGAUCUAGUUUUGCUGAUGACUUUGGGCAAAAUUUGAACUUUUAUGAAAACAGUUUAUUUUACAUUUUCACACAUUUUAAGUAGUGUCUACAUUGAAAACUGAUUUUUGUGAAAUAGAUUUGCUAAGCUAUAAUACAUUUUAACAUAUUGCUAGGUAAUAAGAGAACAUUAUUUCAGUUUGAAUAAAAAUUUGUGUACAGACAUCACUCGUGAUGCAGCUAUUAAGCCUUGAACACAAAAGUUUUCAAGAUGCUAACUCUAGUUGGUUUAAAAAUCAAAAUACAAAAGAGAUUUGUGAAAAGCAAUCUUGUGACGUGAGAGUUUACAUAGCAUCUAUUAAAGUAAAUUGUUAGAAUUGCAAGGUUUUUGUAAUUCAUACACAGUAUUAUGUUGUCAGUAAAAGUAAUUUUAUUAUUUGCAUUAAUAAUGGCAACUUAUUUACUGCAUUUAAUAUUAUUGUUUAUUUUGUGUACAUAUAUAUUUGAGAUCUGUGACAUUGCAAGCAUUUCAUAGUGUUUUUACAUUCAGCACUGGUUCCAUUCUAGUUUUGGAAUUUGUUUGUGUGUUUGGCUUCCAAAUCUCAACACAGAUAUACAGUUCCAUAGUUGAUGGAGUGUUCAAUAUUUUCAAAUUAUAUAUUAAAAUAUUUUUGAAGAGGAUAUUUUUAUGUAAUAAAUACUUUGAGAAACUAAAAGAAAAUCAGUUUCACAUUUUCUAUUUAUUUAUUUAAGGUUUUAUUAUUGACUUUAUUUAAAAUUAUGUUUAUGACUAGUAACAAAUAAAACCAAUUUUAGACUUAUUUAAAAAGUGUAGUGAUUGUAUUUAGUGUUUCUUUAAUUGACAGUCAUAUGUUAAUAGAAGCAAGCCUUAUAUCUCUAUAUUUAGUUUUUUUUAUAGUGCAGACUAUUAUGUGAAGUUCACAAGUAACUUUAACAUUUAUCUUGGAAGACCGUAUAAGAGUGACUGGUACAGAGUCUCAAAUUCAUAUCCUCUGCCAGUAUGACACCUAUGAAUAAUACCCUGAUGAAGACUUCACUUUUAUUUUCAUGAUUUUAUACAAACCACCUUAAUAUGGGAAUUAUGUAAUUAAGUUUUUGUAAGUGAUGGAGUUAUAUACUGUGUUAGGUGUGAGAAGCAAGUGGUUCACUGAGCUUACACAAAGUAGCGGAGUUAUAUAUUGAAUCAUGUGUCAGAAAUUUGUGGUUUACCAAAUUUUCACAAAUAGAUGGAGUUGCAGACUAAGUUGUGUAAAAAAAAAUCAAGUGAUUCACUUAGUUUUCUGAAAGUGAUGGAAUUAGGUGUUUUAAAAGUUUAAGGUAGAUGUGGUGUCUGUAACUUUGUGUGAGAGUUUUACACAAAUCUCCCUUAUCUGCUAGGAAAAUCAGGAAUUAAAUGAAGGUGCAUUGUGAUAUUUCUUAUGAUUAAUUGUUUUUUAUUCUGGUUCAACAACAUAACUUUGUGAACUCUGUUUUAAAGCACUACUUGUAAUAAUUUUGCUAUGUAUUUGAAAAAUAAUCAGCUGUAUCACUGAUGCAUUUUAAAUGAAACACUUCUUAAUUUUCACAUCACAUUUACUUGUGUGAACUAACUUUUCAAGUUGAGUUAUCCCUUGACAACUUUUGUAACUUCAAACUUUGCUGCAAUGUGUGACAUUUGUUUCUGUAAUACAUUCCCAGAAAUAACUAAAUAACAUCAUUCAAAGUAAAUACAUACACAGCAUCACAGUUGUGUUGAAGACCAAAUAGAAACAAGAAAAACAAGGUAAUUUCCACUUAACGAUUUUCUAAGUGAAUAUAACAAAGUGUACUAGUGAAAGAAACGUUUUUCACCAUUGUUAGGAAAUCACAUUUAAUGUUAAAAGAUGAUUGUUAUCGUAGAAGGCAAAGUAAAUUACUCAUUUGAACUUCUUAUUUGAAUGCAGAGACAAAAAGAAAUAAAAUUUUUGUGGAAUGAAAAAGAAAAAAAGAGUAAAUCCUUCAACUGUAAUUGUGAAUCUAUUUUUAUUGGUUAAUAACAAAAACUUUUAUCGGUAAGAAUUUCUCAUCUCAUUAUGAACUAUUUUCUCUGGGAGAACUUUUAAGUCAUCAAACUAACGCUAUAAGAAUAACUUGAAACUCAUCCCCGGUGUAUAGUGCUAUUAUUCACAAAUUAGCUUAGAACAUUUUUUAAUUGAUAGUUUUGCAUUAGUAGCAGAGGAGAGUUUGAAGAUAAAAGUAGUUUCAUUUAUAUACAUAUUUCCAAAUUAUGUUUCAUUAGAUUAAACUUCUAAAUAUUAAUCAAGUUGAUUUCUUCACCUAUGCUUGUUUUUUUCAUCACCUAUAUUUAUUAUUCAUACAAUGCAGCAUUACUUUUUUGUUUAAAAAUUUAAACUCUGAACUUCACUUUUUUUAUUGGUUUGGUGUUAUAUUGUAAAGAGUGUAAAAAUGUGUAUCUAUAAUUAUAAUGUGAUCAUUUUGAACAAUACAAAAUGUUCUUGUGUACAAAGACUUUGUUUUGACUGUUUUACAAAUUGCCUUUAACAUUUCUAAAUAAGCUUACAACAGUCUAGGGUUUUAUAUGAUGUUAGAAUAGGUGCAGUAUGGUUGAAUGGUCAGAUAUUUAACUAAUCUUAGUUUAAUUGCUCUCUUACAUGUGCAGCCCUGUUUUUUAGUAUUAGAUUAGAUAGAGGUUUUAAGUUAUAUUAGUUUAAUUAUUGUUUAAACUUCGUUAUGUUCAAAUAAUUAGGUCAUACUACUGGUAUUCAAUUCAUAAAUAUCAAAUAAUAAGUAAUAAAAGAGCUACCACCUUUUGCAGCAAAAGUUACAUUGUCCUAACAGUACCACAGAACACAGCUGAAAAGGCAACAAGUUAAAUGCAAAUAUGAAACAUACACAAUCACAGAGAUCAAUACAACUGGGUCAUAUAGAAGCUGAAGCAGUUAGUUAUCUGCAAAUCUAUGUUAACAAAAAAUAAGAUAUUUUACCACACUACAGACAGUGAGAUAAGUUCAUAAUGUGAGUGAUUAUGUAAAUUUGCACAUUAGAGAAAUGUUUAUUGCUUUUUAUCACCAAAACUUGGAAAGAAGUGAUUGUUAUCAUGAAAGAAUAAAAGUAGGUUACAAAAUUUUGUCAUAUUGCUAAAAAAGUAUAUGUACAUGUAACUGGUGUUUCAAUGCAUAGUAAAAUAAUUCUUUAGUUAUAAUCAGUAUAUGCAUGUAAUUUUGGGGAAUUUUAAUUAUAGUAAAACAGAACUUUUUCAUCCUUAAAGACACAAAUAUUUUAUAUCUUGAAUGUUAAUUUUUAGUUACUGUCCACAAUUUAAGGUGAAUGGUGUACUCAUCUAUAUCUCAAACUGCCAUUAUUUCAUAUCAAUGAUUUCUUAUUUGCUUUAAAAAUACCAGACACACACACUUCAUCUCUAAACCAUAUCUAUAGUUUGAUUCAGGAACUUCUGAAGUGGAUUUAAGAAGUAUAUAUUUCUAUAAGAUGAUUUUUUGACCCUUGUGAAGUUUGUCAUAUUGUUCAUCUUUAAAGAGAUUAACUAAGAAAUAUUUUAGCAUGCACAAGUGAAACUUUUUUUCAGGCUAAACUAAUAGCAAAUACACAUAUUUAUUCUUAUUCUGUGCUUUUUAUUUCAUUACUUAGUGUAGUAAUUACCUACAAUUGCUUUGUUUGCACUAGAAAAAUAUAUGAUAUUAGUUACUGUGCAAGAAUAUCCUCAAAAUACUUUUCAUUAAUCAUUUUCCUUUACAACUAUAUAGUAACAGUAAGUCUGUCAUACUGAUUCAUGAUAACAUUGUCAUUUGUAAGUUUUCACACUAUAAACAUUCAAGUAUAUAAUUAUUUACGAAAACAAUUUACUAUAAAGGAAUCUAGAAAACCUAAUUCUAUAUAUGACAAAAUGUAUUUUCGUUUUAUAUCUUAAAAGUUCAGUUUUUAACAUAAGAAAAUAAGAAGCCAGUUUAGGGUAUGAAAUGUAAUAUUCUAUUAAUUUUCAAUCUCAAUUUUUAGGCUGAUUUUGCUGCAUGCAUAUGUUGUUUUUGUUUGCUAGCAACAUUUAUUACAACAAGGUAAAUUAUAGCCUCCCAGUAGGAAAUAAAUUUAAAAGGUAAAAUAUACAUAAAUAACAGUGUGUGUGACAAUAAGUAUGUUAUUGAAUCAAUUUUAGCUUUCCAAAGAAAAUAUUUGGCUCCAUAAAAACUUUCAAGAGGUGAAGUUCAUACACAAAUUAAUUAUUUGGCUGCUGGACAGUUUUCUAUAGUUUUUGUAAACUUUUUUUAGACUUUUAUUAAAUUAUUUAGUAGUCUGAAUAUUCUCUAAGUAAAAAUUAAUACAACAUAUCUUUUUAGACAGUUUGUAACAUUUGUAAUGCAGUGAAAUAAAGUUAUUUGCAGCUGUAAUGUAGGCCUAAAUAUCUGUAAGUUAGAAAAGACUUCCAAAUGAAUAAGCUGUAGGAUUGAGAUGUUGUAAUCUAUAUCUUGUCAAUAAAAAAUACCCCUUGAAAACUGCAACAAUAUGAAAGCCUUUUAUCAAAACUUACUUAUUGUUUGUGGCUAAACGAUAUGCAAUUGUGUAGUUGAUUUCAAACAUAUUUUGAUCAUUACAGAAAGUGGCUGGAAAAAUGUUAGCACCAGAUAGUGCAAUAUAUAAUGAAGUAAAUUAAUCAUCAUAACAAAUGUGUUAUACUCAAAGAAUGGUAAAAGUCAAGUUAUGUGAAACAGACAAUACAUUUCUUUAUUUGUCUCACAAACUUCAGAUACAGUUAAUAUAAGAAAGCUUUUAAUCAUUUUGAGCUAAAAACUAAUGACUGUCAAUCAAACCAACUGUUUGAAUGAUGCACCUGAGUUGGCUUGUUUUAACUGUAAAUGAAAUUGUGAAUGACAUAAAAAACAACAUUAACACACAGUUGUGCCCUAAUAUUUGAAUUUAUACUGACCGUAGUUGUUUUAAAACAGAAACAUUCCCCAAAAGGAGUUUAUCUUUAGAAAUUAACUAAAACUUAAAAGUCAGCUGAAUUACAACUUCAGUUGAUAAAUGAUAGAAAUUCCCAAAUUUACAUUUCUUACCUAUUCUCUCUGAAAGUUUUCUUUACUAUAAGGAACAUGAAUUUCUAAAUUUUUGCAAUUAUUUUCUUUGCACUUCAGAGAAGCAAGAGUUAAAAUUUUAAACUUUUAAUAAUUAUGUCUAUUGUGAAUUAUGUUAUUUACUAAAUCAGGAGCGAAAUCGGAGGCAGAAAAAUGUCUAAAAAUAAAAGCAGUUUUAUUGAAGUAUGAAUGAUCUACUCUUGUGUAUUGUUUAAAAUCUAAUAAAUAACUAAAUUACAACAAUUUUUAUUUAUAUAAUUAAAAGAUGUCGGAAAUGACAUUUUAAGUAUGAAACGUAUUUUAAUUAUUUAUUAGGUUUCUUGAAUUUGGUAAACUUGUGUGCUUGUUGUAAAUAUGUUGGUAAUCUAGUUAAGAAAACAAAUAUCAAAACAAUCAGAUCAGUAACAGUGUGUUUAGAAUGUGAUCAUCUUAUUAUUAAUCCACUUGUACUGUAGGUUACCUCGUAUUUUUUCAAAAAAUGUGAGAAACACUAUCAAACAUUUCAGUAUCAUAAUUACAGUGUUUCAGUGUUGAUUGUAAGCUGAAAGCCAGUGUGCUUUUUAAAGGGGAAAAAUUACUACGCAAAAAAUUGUGUUGUGUGUUUAGAAAUGAAUUUCAUUUGUUGUUGUUUUUUAUGCACAUAUAUACAGAUAGGUAGAGAGAGAGAGAAAAAAGCUUAAUAUUGUAUUAUCACGAGGUUGGAUUGAAUUUUCCCCAAAAAUUUGUUUACAGUUUGAAAAUUAUUUUCAACCUCAUUAUUACUUUAAUAUUCUCAUCAGUGUUGUAAUUUUUUAUGUUUCACUAAUCGAUAAAAAUCUUUUUUACUAUAAGAUUUAGUGGUAGCCUGCUUUUUAUUAAGGUAAAGAAAGAGGUAUUUCAUUCUUUUGUGACAGUUGCUGAUGAACUAACCUUUAUUUUGAUAUUUCACAAUAUUCAAAUAUUGCCCAAAAUGUACAAGUUAGGUUUAAAAUGGUUAGACAAGUUGGUAGUCUUCAGGUAAUAGAACAAAAAUCCUGAGCCUACAGGUAACUUACAACAGUAGCAUAUAUAGAUACCUGGUUCAGUAAUUUAAUCAGUAGAUUUAGUCAGGAUAGCCUGCGUGUAACCAUAAAAAGUUAUUUAUCAUAACUUCUGUCAUUUCAGAGAAAAUACUGAUCCAGAGUUUCAUCACCUUAGGGAUCAUUCAAGACUUUAAAUGGAAAAUUCAAAAGAAUAUCCUUAAGAAGUAAUAUGAAUAUAUUUAUAGGAAAAUUUAAGAAUAACCUUAAGAUGUAAUAUACAUAUACUUAUAGGAAGAUUUAAGAAUAGGGUUAAGAUAUUAUAUAAAAAUACUUAUAAUUUAAAAAUAACCUUAAAAAGUAACAUUCAUAUACUUAUAGGAAAAUUUAAGAAUAGUUUUUUUUUAUAGGAAAUUUAAGAGUAGCAUUAAAAUGUAAUAUAAUUAUACUUGCAGCAAAAUUGGAGAACAGCCUUAAGAUGUAAUAUUAAUAUAUUUACAGUAAAAUUUAAAAAUAGUCUUAAGAUGUAAUGUGAAUAUACUUGUAGUAAAAUUUAAGAAUAGGCUUAAAUUGCAACAUUUGUAUACUUUGGUAAAUUGAAAUGCUCAUUUAGUAUUUCUUUAAUAAGUGGCUUGUUAUUUGUUGUUGUUUUUUCUAGCUCGGAGAACAACUAGCUGCAAAUUACCUUUUUUGUUUAUUCAUGGGUUGUUUUGUAGAGGAUUUUAUUUGCUCAUUACAAGACCUUAGUGAAAAUAAUAUUUCAGCACAAAGAAUCAGUUUGUAAUUUUUUACAUUGAUGCUAAUACGAUGUCCAACCUCAAAAGUAUUUAAUUAGUCUUUCAUGUUCAUAGUAUGAAGUACUAUUAACUAAUUGAAUCAAUACUUUAGUGAACUUAUUCCGUUUUUUAAAUUUUUUGUUUAUUUCAAAAGCUUUUGGCUACAAUACCCAAACUUUUGACAGAAUGAUUUAAUGUUUUAAGAUUAUUGUGCAUUAAAGAUUUAGAAAGACUUUGGUAUUCCAACAGUAAAUCCAUAAAUUCAAAUUUCUGUGAAGCUGACAAAUGAUUCAUUUAACUAUUGUAGUAUAUGGAAUGAAAAACUAAAAUAACUUGGCAAACAUUCACUGUUAUCUGAUAUUUAGUUAGCUGUAUAUAUAUCAACAACUGUACUGAUAGUUUGCAAGGGAACAGCAAGCCUACCUGUAGGUCUACUAAUUCUCUCAAUUUAAUUAUUUUCAAUACUUUAAGGUUUUUUUUUGCUCAUGGCACAUUAUUAUUGUAGAGGUUAUGAUUUAUAAAUUCAAUGAUGGACUUUCAUUAGUCUUGAUAAACAUAACCAAGCAUCCUAAUGUUACAUUGUUAUAUAACAUCUGGAUGUGAGAUUACAGUAUUUUCAGAUUGUGUAUCAAAAAAAAAUUAAAGUAAGUAGUCAAUGUUAGUCCAAAUCCAAUGUUUUUUAUUUUAAAUUGAGCCAUUAUCCCACUGCAAUAACGUUUUAACAUGUGUCUGUAGUUUCCAUCUACUUUUUCUAGCUUUGUUUAUACAAGGUUUUCAACAUUAAAUAGAAAAGCUUUUGGGUGAACAGUAUUCUAAUGAAGAUUAAGGCUAUAGAUAUUUGCUUAUUAGACCUCUCUUGUUUUGUGGGAUGUUAGAAAAACCUAGGCAAUAUCAUAAAUUUUAAAUCAUGUUUUCGUAUUGUAAAUCUUUUUUUUUUUUUGUAACUAAUAUAUAUAUAUUAGAAUACAUUGCAUGUAUUUGCAAGGGAUUAGAUUAUAGUAAAUUUUCUAUUGUGCUACAACACAAUAUAUAUUUCUAACUAUAAUUAACAAAUUGUAAUUCAUAAAUACUCAAAUAAAAAUUGUCAAAGAACCCCUACUUGUGAAACUCUGGAAGGUAUCUUUAAAUUUUAUUUAAACGUUUUAAAAAGAAGAGAAACAAAACAGAAUAAUUAUGUUUUGUAUAUAUUUUUUAGAUUAAAGAAUUAGAAAGACUUGGAUUUUUCUAACUGUAAAUCUAAAAUGUCAGCAUUCAUUUUUACUAUUUUAUGAAGCUGGUAGAUGUAAAAUAUAACUGCUUUGAUUAAAACGUUUUGGAACAGAUAUGAAAUAAUUUCGUCUCAGGAUGUUGUAGAUAUUUUGAGUGAAAUAAAUAAGCAACAACUCUAUAGAAUGGU
This is a messenger RNA of Limulus polyphemus (Atlantic horseshoe crab), 12343 nucleotides long. Its product is annotated as phospholipid-transporting ATPase ID-like. Bases 1 to 3840 code for a protein of 1279 amino acids. Gene Ontology annotation, molecular function: magnesium ion binding; ATPase-coupled intramembrane lipid carrier activity; ATP binding. The record is from RefSeq and is a predicted model, not a curated record. NCBI's taxonomy places the organism in Eukaryota, Metazoa, Arthropoda, Merostomata, Xiphosura, Limulidae. The transcript is spliced from 22 exons. Gene Ontology annotation, biological process: phospholipid translocation; Golgi organization. Gene Ontology annotation, cellular component: plasma membrane.